Molecule: messenger RNA, 3569 nt
Organism: Schistosoma margrebowiei
Lineage: Eukaryota; Metazoa; Platyhelminthes; Trematoda; Strigeidida; Schistosomatidae
Source: the annotation of a GenBank genome assembly
GAACAGUUUUGAAUCAGGUCGGUACGUGUAUGCGCCUCAUCGUAUAUAACCUACUCGGGACUUCGCGCUAUGCAAUUCUGGUUUUGAUUGAUUUCUCUACCUUCGCUCUUCUGUAUACUCUACCAGCAAACAAUAUAACUUCAGAAUAAGCACACACUGUUGCACUUACAGUUGUCAAAAGAAUGGGAGGGCUUCUAUCCUCACCUAAAACGGACAAAUACAAUGAAACUGGUUGCGGCAAUGGACUUCGAUACGGGAUCUCCAGCAUGCAAGGCUGGCGUCUUUCAAUGGAGGAUUCUCACUGUGCCAUAACACAACUUCCUGGUAAUCUUAAGGAUUGGUCGUUUUUUGCUGUUUUUGAUGGCCAUGCUGGUGCUUUGGUAUCAGAACUCUGUGCCACAGAGCUAUUGAAGUGUAUUGUAGAUACUGAGGAAUUCAAGAAAAUCAAUCCUGAUUUGGCACCUAGUUUACAAGAAGUAGAACGUGGCAUUCGCGAUGGUUUCUUAUCUUUGGAUGAUCGUCUUCGACACCUUCCUCAACUUGCUAGCGGUGAAGAUAGAUCAGGAUCUACUGCUGUCUGUGUGCUCAUAACACCUAAACAUAUUUUCUUUGCCAAUUGUGGCGACUCUCGUGCCAUACUCAUUCGAAAAGGUAAAGUUGCCUUUGCCACAGUUGAUCAUAAACCUGUAAAUCCAAAUGAGAAACAGCGUAUACAAAAUGCCGGUGGUUCCGUUAUUAUACAACGAGUAAAUGGUUCUCUUGCGGUUUCUCGAUCAUUAGGGGAUUAUGCCUUUAAAGCUGCUAAAGAUUUAGGUCCUACGGAGCAACUUAUAUCCCCAGAACCUGAAAUCACUGUUGUUGAUCGUGAUAAAGAUUUAGAUGAAAUUAUCGUUUUAGCCUGUGACGGUAUUUGGGAUGUUUUAACUAAUGAAGAACUUUGUUUACUUUUGCAAAAUCGCAUGCGAUGUGUUGAUGAUUUAUCAAUGAUAUGCAAUGAAACUAUUGAUAUGUGUUUGUAUAAAGGAAGUUCCGAUAAUAUGAGUAUGGUUUUAGUGGCAUUUGAUCCUGCUCCUCGAGUAGAUCCUACUUCUAAAACGGAAGAUGAAAAUUUAGAAUCUGUUUUAGUACAACGUACUAAAGAAUUUUUGGAAAAGCAUAGCAAAACCGAAGUAACAACUGAAAUGGUUGUAGAAGAUUUACAAGCAUCUGUUGGCAGUUUGCCAUCUUCUGGGAAUUGGCUUUGCAAGAUUGGCAAAAUUCAAGAAAUGAUUGAUUCUCAUCGACUGGCUUAUUCAAAUCGUGGGAUUCAGAACCGAUGAACUCAUAUACUCUCUUAUCCUUCAUUCUCUCAUCUUUUUUAUUCCUUCUCUUAAAUGUAUCGAAUGCUUGUGUUACAUUUGUGCUUUGUAUGUAUGUAUGGGUGUUUGUAAAUAGGAUGAAUAUACGUGAGCUAAUUUACUCUUGUCUGAUUUUCACAUUAUGCUUAAAUCAAUAUUCUUGAAUUGUUGCUUAUUGAUCUAGUCACUCACUGUUUAAUCAAUUGAUGAAAAGUUGCUAAUGAUGAUACUAUAGGGUUUGUACAUGUCAUCUUGUUGGAUUAUAUUCAUUUCCAUUUGCAAUCAAUAUUUCCGUCAUAUAUAUAUAUAUAUAUAUAUAUAUACUUCAUGCUCAAUAUAUCUUCAUUUCCCUUCCUUUCUAUUCACCGAAGUAUGUGUAUUAUCUUCAGUCUAUCAAACGAUAAUGUGCAGUAUUAUAUAUCUGUUUUUCUCUAUCUCUUCAUUUUCUUUUAACAUAUUUGUGUAAUAUAUUUCAUGUGGUUUCAUUUGAUCCUAACAGUAGUAGAGUAACGGUAAUAGUAAUGGUAUUUAUGAUUAUUAUUUUUUUUAAUGAUACUAUUGAAUUUGUACAUGAUCAGCAAAAAGAAAAAAACACAAGUUGGUACUGCAUUUAUUUAUUACCAUUUUCGCAUUCAUAAAUUUAUAGUUAUGCAUGAGGCUAGAUUGUUUUUUUUGUUGCUACUUGGUAAUUAAUGUUGGUGUUUUGUUUCACUCAUGUUAACGUAUUUCUUAUAAUUUGUUUCUUUUAUGUUGCUAGAGAAAAAUUAACCUAGAGAUAUUCAAUAUUAUGUUUGUGUGCGUGUGUGUGAAUAAAUAUGAAUCCAAUCAUUUAAAGUCAAAGAUAUUUUUCUUUCUAUACAAAUAAGUCAUUCAUUGGUCUCGAUGUUGUCUCAGUUAAAUACGGUUAUGAGCACAACACAAAUAGUGUUGAACAUAAGAAUUAUUGAAUAUCCGAUACUGUUUAUUCAUUUUUUAAUUAUUAUUUAGUAAACACGUUUACAUAUACAAAGGAGAGUAUGUAGUUAUAACAAACUGAACAAUACUAGCCAUGGGUUUACAAAAGAAAUGAAUUUCUAGAAAUAUAUCGUAAAAACACUUACAAUUGAUCAGUCAGUUAUACUAAGCGUAAGACCUGGACCAUAUUGGCGACGGUUGAAGUUGGUGCACUGCAUUAACGCAGCGAGAUGGGAUCGAUAACAUAAAUCUCAAUGUAGUAGAGAUAGAUAUAGCGUCAGUAGUGCGAAAGAUUGUGGAUUUGGAAAGGAGGUACCAAGAGAUUCUGGGGUUCAAGAUCUAAGAGAAUACAUAGAAUGGAUGAAUUUAAGCCAUUUUAUCCGAUUAUGUCCCAUAUUAUCCACCAUCUCCAAAGACUUGUUGCGGCAAACGUGCAGACCCCGACCAAGUAAUGUGCACCUACUCAAAUUGCUCGAUCAACUUGUAAAUUGUGCUCGUAAUACUAUUUCAAAGGAUCACAAUGUAAUUCAGUUAAUAAGUUUCAAAGGUUAUGAAUUUAUCUUCUGUUAAUUAGUGGAUCUCUGUAACAUAAAUGAGGUACUUUUACCUAUAACCAUCUACUUUAAUAUAUUUCUUAACGUCUUUUGCUUCAAAUAGCCGGUGUUGGAUGUUCUUAUUGGCAUUUUACCUGGAUUUAAAUCUAAGACUAACGUUCAGUAAGACAAUGAAAACUAAACAUUUGAUCUCAAUUUGUUUCAACAGUUAUUUCUUCAGUGUCAGUAACCGUUUUCAGUUUCGUGUAAUUAUACUUCCAUUACAUCAUAAUGUUAUCAAUUCACAAAAUUGUUUUGACAAGUAGUCGCUCUUUUUUUCUGUAAUACAAACUAAUGUCGAAAUUAAGAAUAUACCAAAGGAAAAGAAUACAGAAUUUGAGUAAAUAUCAUCAUUAGUAUGAUAAUGUCAUAUAUAAAAUAAUGUAACUUGAAUACUGAAAUCUAAAAUUUCAAAUUUCUAUAAUACCAUAUGAUAUAAAAUUAUGUUAUGAAAACAAGUUUCAAAAGGACACACCAUUCAAUUCAAAAUACCGCCCACAAGAUAAUUACUUUAUAAAUUCAGAUAGUAGACAAUGAAUUUUCAUCUUUCAAUAUGAUCAAUCUUAUUUGAUAAGAAAAACAAACAAACUAGUCACCUAUUUAACAUUAAAAUCUAUUUCAAAGAUUAUUUUCUAAUUAAAUCUUUAUAUAAUUUUUUUUCAAAAAAAUAGCACAUUUUAUGUCA